AUGGUGUUCAUUCGCUACUUAAGUGAGCUUAGAAGUGCUUUAAAGGACUAUGGUUAUGAGCAGGUCUGUGCUAACUUUGCAGAACAGAAAUAUGACUCCGUCUCUGACAAAGAGGAGUUAUUCACGAACGAGACUUUGAAACAAACAAACGAUGGCUCUGUUUAUGUUAUGUUGAGAGAUUACUAUAGGAAAUCUCACGGCAAGUAUCCAUCCGCAGCAAAGAUGUUGAAUCUUUUACGUGACCGACACUCGACUAUUAAGCAUAGCAAGCAGUCUUAUCUUAAGGCCCUUGCAAAACUUCGGUAUGAAGAUUAUACCAAACCCUUUUUGGACUACUUUAAUCUAAUCGAUGACUUUAUUAAUGCUAUUAAGAGCGACGGUUACAAAGUCGAUGAUGAUGAUAUCCUAGAGGCAUUGAAACCAGGUGUUGUUAAGUUGUGCGAGAACGAUCGAAACGAACUCAAUCAAGUUACUACACUAACUGAAUUUAAGGAGUGGAUCAUUAAGGAGGUCAAGAUCCAACGUGUCCCUAACAGGGAGGAAGUUCAGAUCCCAAAAUACUUAUUGAAGGGUCUUUACCAUUCUCAGACCGACUCUAGCGGCACACACAACAAACAAAAGCAAUAUUCUUCGAAGCACGGUCAAUCUAAAGGGCAGAGUCAAUCGAAGAAGGACUCACCCGAGAAGAAAAAUGUUCACAACUUCAACUUGAAUAAUCACAACGUCAUAUCUGAUCUUGAAUUAUUGGGAGGUGUUCCGAUGUCAGGUAAGAACUUACCUGUUGAAGUUGAAGAUAUGUGA
This is a messenger RNA of Brettanomyces bruxellensis, 801 nucleotides long. RefSeq lists its product as uncharacterized. Lineage: Eukaryota; Fungi; Ascomycota; Pichiomycetes; Pichiales; Pichiaceae. The coding region runs from base 1 to 801 and encodes 266 amino acids. The transcript has a single exon. The record is from RefSeq and is a predicted model, not a curated record.